AUGUCUCCAUGGGCGUGCCGCCUUUUCUCGGAGAUUGAUCCAGAAACGGGACAGAAGCAGGUGGUGGAAGUGAAGGUCUGGGAAGAGCCAUGGACCAUUGUGCUGGUGCUAUGUGCUUGCGGUGUCUUCGUCUUGAAUUUGAUGCUCAUUGCCUUCGGCUAUGCUUGCAAACAUUCAGACAGGUUAUACGCCCUGGGCAUCCGCCUGUCUUUCGCCUGGGAGCGGUGGCAACAACGUGCCACGGAGCCCAAGGGUCCGCCUGAGAGGGCGUUUGCGAGCCUGCUGCGCAUGCAGCGGUCUUGUUUGAGGGCUUUGCGGCUUCCAACUGGGAGUCAGGACAGAGCCUUGAGACGAGAAGAAAAGCAGCGACAGCUGAUGCUGCUCAUCGAACAACAGCUGAAGGAGGAGGAGGAAGCGGAGUUGGAGUUGCAAGGUGUAGGCAGCAAAGGCAGCAAAGACGAGCCUCCAAUGUUCACCUUGCGACGAGGAAACCUAAGAGAGGAGAAAGAGAAACGUGAGAGAGAAGAAGCAGCGCGAGCAACAGCGCGGAAGAAGUUGGCGGCCAAGCAGUUGCGAAAGAUGUUCAGGAACAGCCGAAAGAAGAAAGCCUCCAACUUGCGGAUCCUGGAGAACGAUGGAAACCUUCCACCUCCAGGUCAAGAUCCAGCCUCCACGGGCGACAGCUUCUACAGUGCGAGCUCCUCGUCAGAGGAGUUCGAUAAUCAGAUCCAUCCCUGGAAUUCAGAAGAAGUCCUUGAAGAGGAGGCUCGUGCGCUGUUCGAGCCAUUCCUGCCCUGCGAUGAUGCGCAGCUCCGAAAGGUUUACCUGAGAUUGGCCUUGAAGUAUCACCCGGACAAGCACCCAAAGGCGGAGCGUUCUGCUGCCACAAGCCUUUUUCAGGCCAUUGCUGCAGUCUAUGAGGAGCUGCUGCGGCCCUUCGGUGGUCGGAUCCCGAAGCGAGUGAAGACGCAAGUGGCAGCGGCUGCGGAGCUGGGAGAUGUCAAGGAGUUGCAGCGCCUCUUGAUUGAGUUGCCUUCGCGUGCGAUCGAGGAAGACUAUGUCGGAGCGGUUCCUUUGAUGUUUGCGGCCAAAGGAGGAUCUAUUGAAGCAGCUGAACUGCUGGUGAGCUACAAGGCUGAUGUGCAUGCUGAGACGCCCUUUGGUUGGUCGGUCUUGGUUUACGCCGCCUUGUCGGACCAGGGCCCAAUGGUGCGCUGGCUGGUGACAAAGGGUGCACGUGUGACAGGGCAUGAGUUGCAGCUGGCAGCAUUUGGUGGAUACCAGAGGGGUUUGGAAGCCUUGCUGGACAAUUACAACAAAGAACUUUCCUCUGUGACGACAAGCUCUGGCAACAACUUGCUGCACCUUCUUUGCUUGGGAAUCUUGAAUCUUCCGAAGGACCACCCAGAGCGUUAUUUGAAGUGUUUGGACUUGCUUUCCAACAAGGUGCCACUGGAUGCAAUCGACAGGCGAAAGGGUCUCAGCCCAAUACAACUGGUUGCAGGGCAUGGGAAUUGGCAUGAGCAUGGCCUGCAAGAUUCAGAAGUUCACCUGGUCUUCGUCGAGCGGCUGUGUGCUGCCAGAGCUGACCCGAGUGCAGAGAACAAGGAUGGAAAGAGUGCCAUCUCCUUGGCAAAGCAAAGGAACCUACCACAGGUUGAGGCCAUCCUUCAAAGAUUCACAAUCUCGCGCCUGUGA
Cladocopium goreaui is the source of this 1698-nucleotide messenger RNA. Lineage: Eukaryota; Dinophyceae; Suessiales; Symbiodiniaceae. The record is from the annotation of a GenBank genome assembly.